Molecule: messenger RNA, 1959 nt
Organism: Misgurnus anguillicaudatus (oriental weatherfish)
Lineage: Eukaryota; Metazoa; Chordata; Actinopteri; Cypriniformes; Cobitidae
Gene: faah
Product: fatty acid amide hydrolase
Biological process (GO): fatty acid catabolic process
Molecular function (GO): fatty acid amide hydrolase activity; amidase activity
Source: RefSeq, a predicted model, not a curated record
GUGAGAGUCGGAGCUCUAGGACACAGUUGAGAUUCUUUGAUGUCGUUUCUUCUACGAGAGUUGUUAAAAGUCCACACAGCAGCAGUAGUUGCAGAACAGGAUCAUACUUAAUCACGAACAACAUCAAUUAUGGAGAUGUUUAAUCAUCUUCAUGCAAACGUGAAUAAUAACUUGACAUCAGUUUGUACAGCCAGCGCAUGCGCUGCAGGCGCAUUAUUUCUCUUCUUGAAAUGGAUCAAUAAACAGAAGAUUCAGAAGAAAAUACUGAAGGCUCGGAAAAGAAGAGACAAGUCAUUUCAUGAAGCUAAACAAGCUGUGCAACAAUUUAAAAUAACGAACCCUGACUUUGAGGGCAGUAUCAUAGUAUCUCUGUCAUUGCCAGAACUCAUUGAGAAACUCAAGGAUGGAUCCCUGCAGCCAGAUGCUGUGCUUCACGCCUUCAUGGAAAAGGCUCUGCAGGUGAACGACAAACUGAACUGCAACGCUCAGAUGCUGAUGGGCUCCGUGGAGCAGCUGAAAGACAUCAAGACUCAACAGAAAGGUCUUCUGUAUGGCAUCCCGAUCAGCAUCAAGGAAAACCUCGGAUAUAAGGGUCUUGACUCUACAUGUGGAGUGCUGAGUAAGAUAGAUCAGCCGGCGCUUAUGGACAGUGUGGUUGUUGCUGUGCUGAAGAGACAGGGCGCCAUUCCUUUCGUCAAGACAAAUGUACCGCAGGGUCUUCUGAGUUAUGACUGCUGUAACCCAAUUUAUGGCCAAACCCUGAACCCCCACAACCUUCAGAAGACCCCAGGAGGUUCAUCCGGCGGAGAAGGAGCUCUGAUUGGUGGAGGUGGCUCUAUCCUGGGCCUGGGGACCGACAUCGCCGGGAGCGUUCGUAUCCCAUCGGCCUUUUGUGGGAUUUGUGGACUUAAGCCCACAUCAAACCGGAUAAGUUUGCGUGGAGCCAAUUCUUGUAACAAGGGCCAGAAGUCAGUCUUGUCAUCGAUUGGCCCCAUGGCGAGGGAUGUUGAGAGCUUGGCCCUCUUUAUGCAGGCUCUUCUCUGCGAGGACAUGUUCACCUUGGACCCCACCGUUCCUCCCAUACCGUUCAACCGCGAGGUGUAUGAGAGCUCAGAGCCCCUGAGGAUUGGUUAUUAUGAGAUAGAUGGUUACUUCCAACCAUCUCCAAGCAUGGCCAGAGCCUUCAGGGAGACCAAGCACCUACUGGAGAGAGCAGGGCACACGCUGAUCCCGUUCAAACCCCCGCGGAUCACCAUGGCCGCAAAUGAGCUGAUGGUUAAAGGGAUUUUGGCGGAUGGAGGUGUGACCCUCCUGAAAAACAUAGGGAAACCCAUUGACCCAACUCUUCAGUCUCAACUGAUGCCAUACAGACUCCCAAACUUCAUAAAGAAGAUUCUUUCUAUCAUUCUCAAGCCUAUUUAUCCACGGAUAUCUGCAUCCACAAAUUCAAUACGUGGUGUGAGGUCCAUACCAGAAUUAUGGCAACAACAUACACAAGUCGAGGAAUACAUUCAUGAGGUGUUUGCAGAAUGGAGAAGACUGAAUCUGGACGUUCUUUUGUGCCCAAUGCUCGGACCUGCCUACAAUUUCUUCUACUGCGGCAGACUCAACUGUGUUUUGAGUAUCACGGGUUUGUCUAAUCUGCUGAACUGCCCCGCUGGGACCGUACCCGUCUCUAAAGUGACAGAAGAGGAUGAAGCACAGCUCAAGCACUACAAGGGAUGCCACGGUGAUUUAUGGGACAAACUCUUUGUUAAGGCGGUGACAGGCGGUGUCGGUCUUCCUGUGGGAGUACAGUGUGUGUCUUUACCGUGGCAGGAAGAGAUGUGUCUGCGCUUUAUGAGAGAAGUGGAGAUGCUCACGGCCAAAAACAAACUCAACAAGUAACAUUAAUGACAUCGUUCAUCUGAUCUUUAUGUCAUUACCUCUGAAUAUUAAAGAAUCUGGGUUGCUAACAAA